Molecule: messenger RNA, 2283 nt
Organism: Megalops cyprinoides (Indo-Pacific tarpon)
Lineage: Eukaryota; Metazoa; Chordata; Actinopteri; Elopiformes; Megalopidae
Gene: mto1
Product: mitochondrial tRNA translation optimization 1
Exons: 13
Biological process (GO): tRNA wobble uridine modification; tRNA methylation
Cellular component (GO): cytosol
Molecular function (GO): flavin adenine dinucleotide binding
Source: RefSeq, a predicted model, not a curated record
AGCGUGUAGCGCAUGGAUGCGACCUUCUAGUUUCAUGUAACUAGGUUCUGUAAGACGGUGUCAAAAUCUACAUCGGUCACAAGGACUACUGUAUGUCCAUUGCGUUGCCAGCCAGCUGAAAUCCUGAAAAAACAGCGACCAGAUAGACGAAAGAAGGCAACUGCGAGCUGUCUCAUGUUGGUAAGGCAGCUACUCUCCAGACCAUAUUCCCUGCAGUUCCCAUCCCUUAGGACAGCUUGUGACAUCGCUCAUAAGAAGUAUGAUGUCAUUGUGGUGGGCGGAGGCCAUGCUGGGACAGAGGCAGCUGCUGCAGCAACCAGGGUUGGGGCAGAGACUCUGCUCAUCACUCAGAACAUCCGAACUAUAGGUGCUCUGUCAUGCAACCCCUCCUUGGGUGGUGUGGGGAAGGGCCACCUGGUGCGUGAGGUGGACUCUCUGGAUGGGCUUUGUGGACGUGCAGGAGACUGGGCUGGGAUCCAUUUCUCGAUUCUGAACCGCAGCAAGGGACCAGCGGUCUGGGGCCCGCGUGCACAGCUGGACCGUGACCGAUACAGACAGUUCAUCCAGACUGAGUUGCUCUCCACACCCAGGCUGACUGUUCUGGAGGGGUCAGUGGAGGAGCUGUUGGUUUUGAACCCAAACCCAGAUCAUCCCGGUCAGCACAGAGUCACUGGAGUCCGAAUGGUGGAUGGAGGCCGGCCUGUUUUCUCCAGCUCUGUUGUCAUCACAACGGGCACUUUCCUGUCAGGCUCCCUCUUCAUGGGCCGAACCACCUCGCCAGGGGGUAGAAUUGGGGACCCCCCUUCCUGCACCGGCCUGUCCCACAGCUUGCGGGAGACACUGGGGUUAAAGACUGGUCGGCUGAGGACUGGAACACCACCUCGCAUAUUAAAGGAAACAGUGCAGCUGUCCCUCACACACACACAUGCCCCUGACAAACAACCCACACCAUUCAGCUUCCUUAAUAAAGAAACACGCUGCAAGCCAGAAGACCAGUUGCCCUGUUAUCUUCUCUACACCACCCCUGGAGUGGAGAGAGUGGUGAUGGAGAGCCUUCACCUCAACACUCAUAUACAGCAGGACACCAAGGGGCCCAGGUACUGUCCCUCCAUUGAAUCGAGGGUGCUGCGUUUUCCAGGCCGGAAACAUCAGGUGUGGCUGGAACCAGAGGGCAUGACCUCUGACCUGCUCUACCCCCAGGGUCUGUCCAUGACCUUGCCACCUGACCAACAGCUACGCCUCCUGAGAGAGAUUCCAGCUCUACAGAGGGCAGAGAUCCAGACACCUGGUUAUGGGGUACAGUAUGAUUUUGUGUGCCCCACCCAACUGUCGCCUUCUCUGCAGGUAAAAAGAGUUCAAGGACUUUUUCUCGCUGGACAGAUCAAUGGGACAACUGGGUAUGAGGAGGCUGCUGCACAGGGCUUGUGGGCGGGGGUCAAUGCAGGCCGAACUUCCCUCCGCUUGCCUCCCCUCUCCCUCUCCCGCACUCAGAGCUACAUCGGGGUCCUGAUCGAUGACCUUGUGAACAGGGGGGUGACUGAGCCGUACCGCAUGUUCACCAGCCGUGCUGAGUUCAGAACUGCACUCAGACCUGACAACGCAGACCUGCGGCUCUCUCUUAGAGGGUUUGAGGAGGUUGGCUGCGUGUCUCUCAGGCGUUACAAGGAAGCGAAGAGAGUCAGGGACAUUCUGAAUGAGGCGCUGACCGCCCUGCAGUCCAUCUCCAUGUCCCCCCCGAGAUGGAGGGAGAGACUCGGAACGAUCAGGCUCAGCGAAAACAAGAGCACGUUAGUAAGUGCUCUGGAGCUGUUAGAGUACAAAGACAUCACUUUUGAGAUGCUGGCCUCUGCUUUCCCAGAGCACCUUUCAGCUUACCUGGAGUUCUCGCAGAGGCUCAAGAUUGAAGCGGUGUACCGCCCCCACUGUGAGAAGCAGAAGCUUGAGGUGGAGAGAAUAAGAGAGGAAGAGAGUCUGUCCCUGCCUCAGGACAUAGACUACUUUUCCCUCCCUAUCUCGCUCUCCCAGGAGGUCAGAGAGGUGCUGGACCGUGUGCGACCACACACUCUGGGAGCUGCCACCCGUUUACAAGGAAUGACCCCUGCUGCAGUUGUUCACCUGCUGAACUAUGUCCGCAAGACAGAGAGGGAGACAGAGGAGCAAACCUAUACAAAAGCUUCUUGAUGAGAAAGGAGUCAAAAAGAUCUUCACAGAAAUGCACAUGACAUCAUAGUGAAACAGACUGUACAUAGUUAUGUGCAAACCAACUUUAUUUUAAAAAGGUAG